AUGUUGCUACGACUAGUAAAACACACUGAUGAUGCCGACUACGAUGCCGGUGAAACGUCUGGGAAUGUACCACGUCUACGGUCCGACUUUGGAAAUGAUUAUGCAUACAAUGGACUCAGGACA
Molecule: messenger RNA, 123 nt
Organism: Protopolystoma xenopodis
Lineage: Eukaryota; Metazoa; Platyhelminthes; Monogenea; Polystomatidea; Polystomatidae
Source: the annotation of a GenBank genome assembly